UUCUUCUAUCUGACCACAGGUGAUAGCAUUUAGCUCGGAUGUUGCAUGAAUAAAUGCUGGAGGCGAGGCUUCCCGACUUGAUGUUCUAAAAUAGAACGUUGGUUGAGUUAUUGGAUUGUGAACGCUCGGAGGGCUCCAGGAACACCAUGGCUCUCCUCUUAUUCCUGUCUCCUCUCCUUGCCAGUAUUUGUUUGCUUUCGGCGUCCACUCGAGACCUGGAAGGGCGUGCAUCUCGCCAAGGAGAGCAUCACACCAUCGUGAAAGAGAGACAACCGAUAUAUCACGACCCGAGAAGCCUGGAUCAUUCCUCCUUGUGGAUCAAGACAACAGAGAGUCCUGUCUUGGCACAGAAUCUUGGCGAUGAUUUGCCAAAACAUGUGGCAUCUUUUUUAUACACAGGAGAUUCUAACGAACUCAGGAGAGCCAACUGCUCCAGGAGAUAUGAGUUGACCAGCUUGUCAGGGAUAUCUGCUGUCCCAUCCCAUGCCUCCUUGCAUAGAUCGGUAGAUCUACUUAUUCACUCCACCAACUUUUUAAACAUGAUCUUACAAAGCAAUAAAUCAAGGGAACAUCACUUGCAAAGGGACUUGGAGUGGUAUCAUGCUCUCAUAAGAAGUAUUUUGGAAGGAGAAUCCAGCAUUAUAAGAUCUACUAUCACAUUCAACGUAGAUCUGUCGUCUAAUAUCCCUCAGGUGUUUCUUCAAGCCACAAGGGAGGGAAAUAAGAUACUUCUGCAAGACCUGUCAUCUUUAGCUCAUGGUCUGGCCAACGCCACCCAAGAAACAGACUGGUUUCAUGCUUUUAAGCACAAGUGGAGGCCUCAUCAAAACAAGCGAUUAUUAAAUGGUGCUAAAACUUUGGAUGACAGCUGGAAGAAGGGGAAUAGUUAUGUAACUGAGAAAAGUCAUGUCAAGUGGUCUUCACCCUACCUAGAAUGUGAAAAUGGGAAAUACAAACCCAGUUGGCUUCUUACACUCUCAGCAGCAUUUUAUGGACUUAAACCAAAUCAUGUUCGAGAAUUCAGGGGCGUACUUAAAGUUGAUGUAAACCUUCAGAAAAUCGACAUUGACCAAUGCUCAGAUGAUGGAUGGUUUUCUGGAACUCACAGAUGUCAGCAUAACAGCUCAAAGUGUAUACCAAUUAAAGGUCUUGGAUUUGUUCUCGGAGCCUACAAAUGCAUUUGCAAGGCUGGAUUCUAUCAUCCUGACAUGUUUUCGGUGAAUGGCUUUCAAAGACAGAAUACAGAUAAUCAUUUUUCAAGAGGAGAGAUAUCCGAGGAAGAAUAUAAGUGUUUGCCCUGCAGGGAAGGUUGUCCGUACUGUAUGGAUGAUACUCCCUGCUAUGCACAGGAGGACAAGUAUUUACGGAUAGCGAUCAUCUCGUUCCAAGCCUUCUGUAUGCUUCUGGACUUUAUAAGCAUGAUAGUGGUUUACCAUUUCCGCAGAGCAAAGAGCAUAAGAGCAUCAGGACUCAUCUUACUGGAAACCAUAUUGUUUGGAUCUCUUCUUCUGUACUUCCCAGUUGUCAUUUUGUAUUUUGAGCCAAGCACAUUUCGGUGCAUUCUUCUCCGAUGGGUUCGUCUUUUAGGCUACGCAACGGUCUAUGGAACAGUUACCCUCAAGCUAUACAGAGUUCUAAAGGUGUUUCUUUCACGUACUGCCCAACGUAUUCCAUACAUGACCAGCUGCAGGGUCAUGAGGAUGCUGUCUGUUAUUCUUCUGCUAGUCAUUUGGUUUCUAAUUGCCUGGACAUCGGCAGUGUGCCAGAACAUGGAUCGAAACAUUCCCCUUAUUGUACAAGCGGAAACCUCUGAUCAGCUUCAGUUUAAUAUGUGUCUGAUAGACCGAUGGGAUUACAUGAUGGCUGUUGCUGAAUUUUUAUUCCUUCUGUGGGGUGUUUACCUUUGUUACGCCGUACGAACAGUUCCGUCAGCAUUCCAUGAACCACGCUAUAUGGCUGUUGCUGUUCACAACGAGCUGAUCAUUUCCGCCAUAUUCCAUACUAUUAGAUUUGUCCUUGCUGCCAAACUUCAGCCAGACUGGAUGUUAAUGCUGUUUUUUGUUCAUACGCAUCUGACCGUGACAGUGACUGUUGGCCUUCUUCUAAUACCUAAGUUUUCACAUUCGAGCAACAACCCAAGAGAUGACAUUGCAGCUGAAGCAUAUGAAGAUGAACUAGACAUGGGCCGCUCUGGAUCAUACCUAAAUAGCAGCAUCACAUCUGCAUGGAGUGAACAUAGCUUGGACCCUGAAGACAUAAGGGAUGAACUGAAGAAGUUAUAUACACAACUGGAAAUCUACAAAAGAAAAAAGAUGAUUGCAAAUAAUCCACAUCUACAGAAAAAGAGGUGUUCCAAAAAAGGUUUGGGAAGAUCAAUCAUGAGACGUAUUACUGAGAUCCCAGAAACUGUCAGUAGGCAGUGCUCAAAAGAAGACAAAGACAAUCUUGAUCAUAACAAUCCCAAAAAUAACAUUGGCAACGCCAAACAAAAACACCAAGAUUCAGUUACCCAAAAUGCAAAAUCAAAAGAAGAUUCAACAAAACACAGAACAUUUUCUUUGAAAAAGUCCCAUAGUACGUAUGAUCAUUUAAGGGCAUACGAUGACAAGCCCAAUGGAAUUUCUACAGAGAAACUAUAUAUGGGUGAGAAUUCUAUAAGGAGUUCUUUUAAUGGUAAAAAGCCAAACAAUAAGAGCGCUGAAGAUCUGGAAGCAGUGUCUGCCGAAUCAGUCCCCUUGGUUUGUAAAUCUGCUAGUGCUCAUAAUUUGAGUUUGGAUAUGAAACCCCUUCAUGCAAGUUUGUCAGUUUUACAAAAAUCACUUAGUGUUAUCGCCAGUACUAAGGAUAAAUGCUUAGGGCUAAGUGAGAAAACAAAAGGUAUGGAGGACACUGACAAAUAUCGAGCCAAUCCCGAGGACAAAGACUUCCAUACAAACACUGCCACUCCUGACAAAGAGCAACAUGUGGAGCAGCACCACAGGACAUCAAGUCCUAUUGAAGAAGCUCAAAAGCCUCAUAAAUGUGGAAUAAUGAAGCAACAAGCACUGAGCCUCUCUUUAGGGGAUUCAGAUAGGGCAAUAGGUGUGCUGGGAUUCAAAGACAAAUUUGACAUAGAAGAAGUAUGUCCCUGGGAAAUGUAUGAUCUCACUCCCACUACUGUGCCUUCUGAAAACAAAGUUCAGAAACAUGUAUCAAUUGCUCCUUUGGAGUCUGAGAAGAACCAUGUAUCCCGCUCAAAAGGUAAAUUUCAUAGCCGAUCCAGGGCGAGUGAACAGGGGCAUCAACAGUCAAAACAGAAGAGUUCACCCAAGUCCGAUUCAAAUGCAAAGGAAAGACAGGAACAGAUUUCAAAGGAUGAUGAUUCAAACCAAUCUCACACAUCUGAUAAAGGUUCAGUAGACCAUGACCUUCUUCCCAUACAAAGUACAACAAAAACGCAAGAGAAAGACAAUAAGAAAAAUUCACCAGUAGUUGAAAGUGUUCCGUCAUCUCAAGAUUCCCCCAUCAUCCAUUCUAAUUCUAAUAAUAAUUUACCAUCAUCUUUAGCUCUGCGGGCUGAAGUGUGCCCAUGGGACUUUGAUUCGCAAGAUGUAUUAAGUGUAGAAAAUACAAAAGUUAUACCUACCACCUCUGCUUCGAGCCCGCCAUCUCCUUCUCAAACUAUGCCAGCAUCUCCUACAAAAAAGAGGGCUUUCGGGGUGCCUAUCAAAAGUAUUACUAAGAAAGAUGGAGGCACUGAGAAAGAAAAAGGAAAAUGCAAAAGUAAAGAAAAAGAACUGGAUCCAAAAGUAUAUCUGAUUAAAAUGGACAAGUCAAAAAGUGCAGAAGUUUGUUCUUCUGCGGGAGACAACACUCUGGGAGUACCAGUCAAUAAAGGGAAGAGUACUUCUAAUGAGUAUGGUAUAGACAAAUGCAAACUUGUGGAAGUAUGUCCUUGGGAAAGUAUUUCUUCUUCACAAUCGGAACAAGAUACAGAGGCUUCCGACAAUAAACAUAGCAAAAAAAUGCAAGGGUCAAAUCUGGUGGACAUUUGCCCAUGGGACUUUGAAGAUAGUGACGGGAAACAAGGAUAACUUAACUUGCACUGGAUUGCAGAAAGUAUAGAGGUUUUCACAUGAUCUAGUUAUUCUUAUCAGCACUGCUACUUUAAUGCGUCCAGAAACAAACAAAAAAUACAGACAAAACAGCAAAUAUUUUAUAAGAUCUCAUUUUCUUAUUAGUCUGUAUGUUUCCCGUACACAGUCGUGUCUCCUGUUAAAGCAUUCCAGAUUGUAUAAUAUUUGCAAAUACCUUUGAUAUUAUGUGACACUACACAUUUAUGCAAAUUUGCAGAUACUGUAUUGAUAUUGCAA
This is a messenger RNA of Spea bombifrons (plains spadefoot toad), 4352 nucleotides long. It is a transcript of the gene GPR158, whose product is annotated as G protein-coupled receptor 158. Gene Ontology annotation, cellular component: membrane. NCBI's taxonomy places the organism in Eukaryota, Metazoa, Chordata, Amphibia, Anura, Pelobatidae. Gene Ontology annotation, molecular function: G protein-coupled receptor activity. Gene Ontology annotation, biological process: G protein-coupled receptor signaling pathway. The coding region runs from base 147 to 4073 and encodes 1308 amino acids. The transcript is spliced from 11 exons. The record is from RefSeq and is a predicted model, not a curated record.